AUGUUGCAUGGAAUAGGUGACCUCCAGCCCACUGAACCGUUCCACGUGACGGGUCUGGAGCGUCCAGCUGAGGGGUGCCACGGAUUAGGGAUAGCCCCUAGAUCCUCGCUGGCUCUGAUUGGGCGUUUGCUCUCUUUUGCCAGGUGGUCGAAUUAUGGCAUAGGAAUUGUGGUUGUUAUGGAAUUACUUGCCACGCAACGUGACCCCGCCAUGGGGUUUGGAUGGUUGGUUGGGGGCGUGUUUCGCUUCUCCCGUAGCGGUCGGGGGCCAGCUUAA
Molecule: messenger RNA, 276 nt
Organism: Phytomonas sp. Hart1
Lineage: Eukaryota; Euglenozoa; Kinetoplastea; Trypanosomatida; Trypanosomatidae
Source: the annotation of a GenBank genome assembly